Messenger RNA from Odobenus rosmarus divergens (Pacific walrus), 6722 nucleotides. It is a transcript of the gene DOCK6, whose product is annotated as dedicator of cytokinesis 6. Lineage: Eukaryota; Metazoa; Chordata; Mammalia; Carnivora; Odobenidae. The record is from RefSeq and is a predicted model, not a curated record. Gene Ontology annotation, biological process: small GTPase-mediated signal transduction; positive regulation of GTPase activity. The transcript has 49 exons. Gene Ontology annotation, molecular function: guanyl-nucleotide exchange factor activity. Bases 7 to 6255 code for a protein of 2082 amino acids. Gene Ontology annotation, cellular component: cytosol.
GGCGCCAUGGCGGCCGCCGAGCGGCGCGCCUUCGCGCACAAGAUCAACAGGACAGUGGCUGCGGAGGUGCGGAAGCAGGUGUCUCGGGAGCGCAGUGGCUCUCCCCACUCCAGCAGGCGCGGCAGCAGCUUUCUGGGGGUCCCACUGACUGAAGUCAUUGAGCCACUGGACUUCGAGGAUGUGCUCCUGAGCCGGCCACCAGACGCCGAGCCCGGGCCUCUCCGGGACCUGGCUGAGUUUCCAGCCGACGACCUGGAGCUUCUGCUACAGCCCCGGGAAUGCCGGACCACAGAGCCCGGGAUCCCUGAGGAUGGAAAGCUGGAUGCCCAGGUGAGGGCCGCGGUGGAGAUGUAUACAGAGGAUUGGAUCAUCGCUCACAGGAGGUACCAGCAUCUGAGUGCGGCAUAUAGCCCCAUCACCACGGAGACGCAGCGAGAACGGCAGAAGGACCUCACCCGCCAGGUCUUUGAGCAGGACACUUCUGGGGAUGAGAGGUCCGGCCCAGAGGACUCGGAUGACCCCCGGCACUCCUCAGGCUCCCCAGAGGACACCCCGCGGAGCAGUGGUGCCUCCGGCAUCUUUGACCUGAGGAACUUGGCAGCUGAUUCACUGCUGCCGUGGCUGCUGGAGCGCACAGCCCCUGAGGAUGUGGACCGGCGGAACGAGGCCUCGAGGCGGCAGCACCGACCCCGCGCCCUGCUGGCGCUCUACCCGGCACCUGAUGAGGACGAGGCUGUGGAACGCUGCAGCCGCCCCGAGCCGCCCCGUGAACACUUUGGACAGAGGAUCCUGGUCAAGUGUCUGUCACUGAAGUUUGAGAUCGAAAUUGAGCCCAUCUUUGGCAUCUUGGCCCUGUAUGAUGUGCGGGAGAAAAAGAAGAUCUCAGAAAACUUCUACUUUGACCUGAACUCGGACUCCAUGAAGGGGCUGCUGCGGGCCCAUGGCACCCACCCCGCCAUCUCCACCCUGGCCCGCUCCGCCAUCUUCUCCGUGACCUACCCUUCACCCGACAUCUUCCUGGUCAUCAAGCUGGAGAAAGUAUUGCAGCAGGGGGACAUCAGCGAGUGCUGCGAGCCCUACAUGGUGAUGAAGGAGGUGGACACGGCCAAGAACAAAGAGAAGCUGGAGAAGCUACGCCUGGCGGCUGAGCAGUUCUGCACCCGCCUGGGCCGCUACCGCAUGCCCUUCGCCUGGACCGCGGUCCACCUGGCCAACAUCGUGAGCAGCGCGGGGCAGUCGGACCGCGACUCGGACUCCGAGGGCGAGCGGCGACCUGCCUGGACUGACCGCCGCCGGCGCGGGCCCCAGGAUCGGACAAGUAGUGGGGAUGACACCUGCAGCUUCUCUGGAUUCCGCCCAGCCACGCUAACUGUCACCAACUUCUUUAAGCAGGAGGCCGAGCGGCUCAGUGAUGAGGACCUCUUCAAGUUCCUGGCUGACAUGCGGCGCCCGUCUUCUGUCCUGCGGCGCCUGCGGCCCGUGACUGCCCAGCUCAAGAUCGACAUUUCCCCGGCCCCUGAGAACCCACACUUCUGCCUCUCCCCGGAGCUGCUUCAUGUCAAGCCCUACCCAGACCCCAGGGGCCGGCCCACCAAGGAGAUCCUGGAGUUCCCUGCCCGUGAGGUCUAUGCCCCCCACACCAGCUACAGGAACCUGCUGUACGUGUACCCACACUGCCUUAACUUCAGUAGCCGCCAGGGCUCCGUGCGCAACCUCACCGUGCGAGUGCAGUACAUGGCGGGCGAGGACCCCAGCCAGGCCCUGCCGGUCAUCUUUGGCAAGUCUAGCUGCAGUGAGUUCACCCGAGAGGCCUUCACCCCAGUGGUCUACCACAACAAGUCCCCAGAGUUCUACGAGGAGUUCAAGCUGCGUCUUCCAGCCUGUGUGACCGAGAACCACCACCUGCUGUUCACCUUCUACCACGUCAGCUGCCAGCCCCGGCCGGGCACAGUGCUGGAGACUCCCGUGGGCUUCACUUGGAUCCCACUGCUGCAGCAUGGCCGCCUGAGGACCGGCCCCUUCUGCCUCCCUGUGUCUGUGGACCAGCUCCCACCCAGCUACUCCGUGCUCACACCAGACGUGGCGCUGCCGGGCAUGCGCUGGGUGGAUGGCCACAAGGGCGUGUUCAGCGUGGAGCUCACUGCCGUGUCCUCUGUGCACCCGCAGGACCCUCACCUGGACAAGUUCUUCACUCUGGUGCACGUGCUGGAGGAGGGGGCCUUCCCAUUCCGCCUCAAGGACACCGUGCUGAGUGAGAGCACCGUGGAGCAGGAGAUGCGGGCCAGCCUAGCAGCCCUGCGCCUCGCCAGCCCCGAGCCCCUUGUUGCCUUCUCCCACCACGUGCUGGACAAGCUCGUCCGUCUGGUCGUGCGGCCUCCAAUCAUUGGCGGCCAGAUCGUGAACUUAGGUCGUGGGGCCUUUGAAGCAAUGGCCCAUGUGGUCAGCCUUGUCCACCGGAGUCUGGAGGCUGCCCAGGAUGCCCGUGGUCACUGCCCGCUGCUGGCUGCCUAUGUCCACUAUGCCUUCCGACUACCUGGCACCGAGCCCAGCCUCCCAAGUGGGGCCCCUCCAGUGGCGGUGCAGCCUGCCACACUGGCCCGUGGCGCUGGCCGCCCCACCAGCCUCUACCUGGCCCGCUCUAAGAGCAUCAGCAGCAGCAACCCUGACCUGGCCGUGGCCCCGGGCUCUGUGGACGACGAGGUCUCCCGCAUCCUGGCCAGCAAGGGUAUCGACCGCUCACACUCCUGGGUGAAUUCUGCUUAUGCUCCAGGAGGCAGCAAGGCUGUGCUGCGACGGGCACCCCCUUAUUGCGGGGCCGACCCCAGACAGCUGCUGCACGAGGAGCUGGCUCUGCAGUGGGUGGUCAGCGGCAGUGGCGUGCGAGAGGCUGUCCUGCAGCACGCCUGGUUCUUCUUCCAGCUCAUGGUGAAAAGCAUGGCGCUGCACCUGCUUCUGGGCCAACGGUUGGACGCGCCCCGCAAGCUUCGCUUCCCUGGGCGUUUCCUGGACGACAUCGCGGCCCUUGUGGGCUCUGUGGGCCUGGAAGUCAUCACCCGGGUAUACAAGGAUGCAGAGCUGGCCGAGCGCCUGAACGCCAGCCUGGCCUUCUUCCUCAGCGAUCUGCUGUCCCUGGUGGACCGUGGCUUCAUCUUCAGCCUGGUGCGGGCCCACUACAAGCAGGUGGCCACACGGCUGCAGUCGGCCCCCAACCCGGCAUUGUUGCUGACCCUACGCAUGGACUUCACCCGCAUCCUGUGCAGCCACGAGCACUACGUGACCCUCAACCUCCCCUGCUGCCCCCUGUCGCCCCCGGCCUCGCCCUCACCCUCUGUUUCCUCCACCACCUCCCAGAGCUCCACCUUCUCCAGCCAGGCCCCAGACCCCAAGGUAACCAGCAUGUUCGAGCUGAGCGGGCCAUUCCGACAACAGCACUUCCUGGCUGGGCUCCUGCUGACAGAAUUGGCGCUGGCCCUGGAGCCUGAGGCCGAGGGGGCAUCCCUGCUGCACAAGAAGGCCAUCAGUGCCGUGCACAGUCUGCUCUGUGGCCACGAUGCAGACCCCCGCUACGCUGAGGCUGCUGUGAAGGCCCGUGUGGCCGAGCUGUACCUGCCGCUGCUGUCACUCGCACGGGACACGCUGCCACGCCUGCAUGAUUUUGCUGAGGGCCCAGGUCAACGGUCAAGACUGGCCUCGAUGCUCGACUCAGACACAGAAGGGGAAGGGGACAUCGGAGGCACCAUCAACCCCUCAGUGGCCAUGGCCAUCGCUGGUGGCCCCCUAGCCCCUGGCUCCCGGGCCAGCAUCUCUCAGGGCCCAGUGGCAGCUUCUCGCUCAGGCUGUCUCCUCUCUGCCGAGUCCAGCCGGACCUUACUGGUGUGUGUGCUGUGGGUCCUGAAGAAUGCUGAGCCAGCCCUCCUGCAGCGCUGGGCCGCUGACCUUGCCCUCCCUCAGCUGGGUCGCCUCUUGGACUUGCUAUACCUUUGCUUGGCUGCCUUUGAGUACAAGGGGAAAAAGGCCUUUGAGCGCAUCAACAGCCUCACAUUUAAGAAGUCACUGGACAUGAAGGCCCGUCUGGAGGAAGCCAUCCUGGGCACCAUUGGAGCACGACAGGAGAUGGUCCGGCGGAGUCGUGAGAGGAGCCCGUUUGGGAACCAGGAGAAUGUCCGCUGGCGGAAGAGCAUCACGCACUGGAGACAGGCCUCGGACCGCGUGGACAAGACCAAGGAUGAAAUGGAACAUGAGGCCCUGGUGGACGGGAACCUGGCAACCGAGGCCAGCCUGGUGGUUCUGGACACACUGGAGAUCAUCGUGCAGACAGUGAUGCUGUCAGAGGCCCGGGAGAGCAUCUUGGGUGCAGUGCUAAAGGUUGUGCUGUAUAGUCUGGGCAGUGCCCAGAGUGCCCUCUUCCUGCAGCAUGGCCUGGCCACACAGCGAGCCCUGGUGUCCAAGUUCCCGGAGCUGCUGUUCGAGGAGGACACGGAGCUGUGCGCGGACCUUUGCUUGAGGCUGUUGCGACACUGUGGCAGCCGCCUCAGCACCGUCCGCACGCACGCCAGCGCCUCGCUCUACCUCCUCAUGCGCCAGAAUUUCGAGAUUGGCAACAACUUUGCCCGCGUGAAGAUGCAAGUGACCAUGUCCCUCUCAUCCCUGGUGGGGACAACGCAGAGCUUCAGCGAAGAGCACCUGAGACGGUCGCUCAAGACCAUCCUCACCUAUGCCGAGGAGGACGUGGGGCUGCGGGACAGCACCUUCGCCGAGCAGGUCCAGGACCUGAUGUUCAACCUGCACAUGAUCCUGACGGACACGGUGAAGAUGAAGGAGCAUCAGGAGGACCCGGAGAUGCUCAUUGAUCUCAUGUACAGGAUUGCCCGCGGCUACCAGGGCUCCCCCGACCUGCGGCUGACGUGGUUGCAGAACAUGGCCGGGAAGCACGCGGAACUGGGCAACCACGCGGAGGCCGCCCAGUGCAUGGUGCACGCCGCUGCUCUGGUGGCCGAGUACCUCGCCCUGCUGGAGGACAGCCGCUACCUGCCUGUGGGCUGUGUUUCCUUCCAGAACAUCUCAUCCAACGUGCUGGAGGAGUCUGCCAUCUCCGAUGACAUCCUGUCCCCCGACGAGGAGGGCUUCUGUUCCGGGAAGCACUUCACGGAGCUGGGGCUGGUGGGGCUGCUGGAGCAGGCGGCUGCCUACUUCACCAUGGGCGGGCUCUACGAGGCAGUGAAUGAGGUCUACAAGACCCUUAUCCCCAUCCUGGAAGCCCACCGAGACUACAAAAAGCUGGCUGCUGUGCAUGGCAAACUGCAGGAGGCCUUCACCAAGAUCAUGCACCAGAGCUCUGGCUGGGAGCGUGUGUUCGGGACGUACUUCCGUGUGGGCUUCUAUGGUGCCCGCUUCGGUGACCUGGACGAGCAGGAGUUUGUGUAUAAGGAGCCGUCCAUCACGAAGCUGGCCGAGAUCUCACACCGGCUGGAGGAGUUCUACACGGAGAGGUUUGGGGAGGACGUGGUCGAGAUUGUCAAAGAUUCGAACCCCGUGGACAAGACCAAGCUUGACCCACAGAAGGCCUACAUCCAGAUCACUUACGUGGAACCACACUUCGACACCUAUGAGCUCAAGGACCGGGUGACCUACUUCGACCGCAACUACGGGCUGCGCACCUUCCUGUUCUGCACGCCCUUCACACCUGACGGGCGUGCCCACGGGGAGCUGCCGGAACAGCACAAGCGCAAGACUCUGCUCAGCACAGAUCACGCCUUCCCCUACAUCAAGACGCGAAUCCGUGUGUGCCACCGGGAGGAGACAGUGCUGACACCAGUGGAGGUGGCCAUUGAGGACAUGCAGAAGAAGACAAGGGAGCUGGCUUUCGCCACCGAGCAGGACCCGCCCGAUGCCAAGAUGCUGCAGAUGGUGCUGCAGGGCUCUGUGGGGCCCACUGUGAACCAGGGUCCCCUGGAGGUGGCCCAGGUAUUUUUGGCAGAGAUCCCAGAAGACCCCAAACUCUUCAGGCACCAUAACAAGCUGCGGCUGUGUUUCAAGGACUUCUGCAAGAAGUGUGAGGAUGCCCUGCGGAAGAACAAGGCCCUGAUAGGACCAGACCAGAAGGAGUACCACCGUGAGCUAGAGCGCAACUACGGCCGCCUACGGGAGGCUCUGCAGCCGCUGCUCACCCAGCGCCUGCCCCAACUGCUGGCGCCAACCACAGUGGGCCUCAGGAACUCCUUGAACAGAGCAAGUUUCCGGAAGGCCGACCUCUGAGCCCCGCAUGGCCUGAAGCCACACCGAGAAGAACCAUCACCCUGGCCUCAACUGUCUGUGCCUUCCCAGGAUUCUCCCCCCACUGGCACACUGGGCUGUGGGGUGAUCAUAUUCACACGGGGCUGGGCCCUCUGUUCCUCUGUUCCCAUCUGUGUGCACUGAUGUUUCUUACCUUUUCUAAUUUAAAGUGGUUUUCAUAAGCAGCCUGUUUGAUGUGGAUCCUGGGAGUUGGGUCAUGAGCACACCCACACACCCUGAUCUUUGACAGACUCUGAGAACUCACUGGGUGCCGGGAACACAGCAGUGACAACCGAUGCAAAUUCCUAACCUGGUGGGGCUGACAUUCUAGUAGAGGAGGCAACACACAAAUAAUGUCACGUGCCCAUGGGGAAUAAUAGUAACAUUAAUUAAACUCUUGGCAGAGGACUCAGCACUGCACUAAAUGGCUCCUAAAAAGACACCACCCC